CGAAAGGCGGCCGCUUGGAGGCAGUCGCCGGACGCCAUGCACUCGCCACUCUUGACAGCGAAUUCCGUCCUGGACGGAGAAGCCAGGAUGGAGACUCUGCCUCUCGACCCGAUGACCGGCGCAACGACGUACUACGAUGCCACGCCCGACCCGCUCACGCUGGUCGCCGACGCCAAGACCGCGGCGAUGCGGCUCGAGACGGCGCCGACGGUCCGCGUCGUCCAGGUCGACCGCGUCAAGCAGUGGUUCUACGAAUUCAAUCUCUUCACGAUCGAGCUGCGCGUCGACGGCCUCGUCUGGCGCAUCCGCACGACCACGCAUCGCAUGCUGCGCCUCCAUCUGACGCUCCAGCGCGUGCUCCGCUUCUCGCAAAUCUUUACGUUUCCGUCGCGCCUACUGGGCUACCGCAGCGCGGCUCAGAGCGCGUCGUCAAUCCCGAUCCUCGAGCGGUACCUCACGUCGCUCCUCGCCCACGAGAGCGUGCGCAACCACGACAAGAUGCUCGAAUUCCUCGAGCUCGGCGCCUUGCGCUUUAGCUCCGAGUAUGGCCACAGCAUCAUCGAAGGCUGGGUCAAGAUGCGGUACGUGCCGUCGCGGAAGGGCACGCUCCAUGGCCGGUCGAGCUUUGUGGGCUUUCACUUCACCAAGGACAACUUGAUUCGCGUCGCGGAGAUUCUUCUCGUGCUCUUCUUCUGCGUCGCCAUCCCCGUGCUCUCGUUCAAGCUAUGCGUGCACUUUACGCAUGCCGGGUCGGUCGUCAUGCUCGAUGACGAGUACGUCGUCAUCGCGUCGCUCUUCUCGGUGCUGCCGGGCAUUUACUUUAUCGCGAUUUGCUACCAGUACCUCCUCCGCCACAAGCGCUGGAUGGUCGUCAAGCCCACGUGCAUCGCGUUCUUCGACGACAUGAACGACACGGAGCCGCGCGAAGUCAUCCUCUUCCAGCCCCACGUCGCGGUCACCAAGAGCUCGCUCCUCAAGCACGGCCUCCACUGGAUGGUCGACGGCCUUCAUAUCGUGACGCCUGGUGCCCUCCUCGAGAUCGACAUGAAGAGCCACCCGAAUUGGACCCACCUCGAGACGACGCUCGUGGAUACGAUGAACGCGUGCGAGUUUACCGACACGGACACGCACCGGUACACGUCGUUUGCGCCGGAGCGCCAUGCCAUGGGCGCCGACAUGAUGAGCAUGGCGCGGCACCUUGUCGAUGGCGCCGAGACGUUUGCCAACAUGGUGACGCACCUCCGUCUCGCCGAGAAGCAGGUGUUCAUCACGGGGUGGUGGAUCACGCCGAAUUACCCGAUGCUACGCGGCGACGAGCUCACCAAGCUCGACAACGUGCUGCUCGAUAUUGCGGUGCGGGGCGUGCAAGUGUACAUCCUUGUCUACAAGGAGCACCGGAUGUUUCUGCCCAACGACUCGCUUUUUACAAAGGACCAUUUGCAUCAGCUCCACCCGCGCAUCCACGUGCUGCGGCAUCCGGACUUUGUGUUGCUGCCGCAGUACUGGUCGCACCACGAGAAGAUCGUCGUAAUCGACCAGCAGGUCGCGUUUGUGGGCGGCCUCGACAUUUGCCUCGGCCGAUAUGACAAUCCUUCGCACCCACUUACCGACACGACACGCAACCCGCUCUUUGUCGGCAAGGACUACUCGAACCCGCGCCUCAAGGACUUUACCGACGUCAUCAACGGCGAGACAGACCUCGUCGAUCGGCAAACACAGCCCCGCAUGCCGUGGCACGACGUGCAUUGCCGCCUCGAGGGCCUCGCGGCCAUGGAUGUGGCCCGUCACUUCAUCCAUCGCUGGAACUUUACGCUGCAGAAAAAGUACAUUGCGAUGUUCAACCGCCGCCGCCCCAAGUACCGCCGCCCCGCGCUCCUCCCCAAGGUGCACGUACCGAGCAAGAAAAGCCCGCAGCACUCGGCGAGCCUCGACGACUGCGAGGCCGGGACCGUCGCGCGCUGGAUGCCAACGGCCGAGCCGUUCGCGGCCGCAUGCCACUGCCAGAUCGUGCGCAGCAUGAGUCCGUGGUCGGGCGGUAUCAAGACGGAGCACAGCAUCCAGAACGCGUACAUUGCGGUCAUUACAGCGGCGGCGCACUUUUUGUACAUCGAGAACCAAUUCUUUGUCUCGGGCUUUGAGAACGACAUGAGCGUCUCGAACCGGAUCCUCGAAGCGCUCUACCUGCGUAUUGUGCGCGCGUUCGAGCACAAAGAGACCUUCCGCGUCGUCGUCGUGCUGCCGCUCAUGCCGGCCUUUGAAGGCGCCGUGACGUCCAAGGACUCGAGCAGCCUCCGCGCCGUCAUGCACUGGCAGUAUACGACCAUCUGCCGUGGCGGCAACUCGCUCCUUGAGCGUCUUCGCGCGAAAAUGCCGGAUCCGCACAAGUACAUUGCCUUCUUUGGCUUGCGGCAGCAUGACGUGCUCGCGGGCAACGCGGUCACGGAGCAGAUUUACAUCCACAGCAAGCUCCUGAUUGCCGACGACAAGGUCACGAUCAUGGGCUCGGCCAACUUGAACGACCGCAGCAUGUGCGGCGACCGUGACUCGGAGAUUGCGGUGGUUCUCCACGACAGCGAAAUCGAGGCCGGUGUUUUUGACGGAAAAACAUUUGGUGUCGGCAAGUUUGCCCACUCGCUCCGCCGUCGCUUGUACGAAGAGCACGUUGGCACCGAGCUGCCAGACCCUGUCAGCGACGAGGCGUGGGCGACGCUGACGGCGGUCGCACACGGCAACACGCAGAUCUACGAGCGCGUCUUCCGCUGCUUCCCCACGGACUCGUUCCGGUCGUACUUUGAGAUGAACGUACCGGAGAACCAUUUGUACGAGGACGUGACGGUCAUUUACGAAAACCAGCGGUAUGGCUGGAAGGAAGGGUGGCAACCCGCGGGGCUCCACGGCGGCGAAGUGGCCUCGUGGACGGACGAGGUCGGCGCGCCGUUUGAAGACUUUCAGCCCGACCCGUCGUCGUGGCAAGUGGACAAGACGCUCGGCGCCGGCGACCGCAACGGCUGGCAGUACGCGUUCACGUUCAAGAAGUUUUUGAGCAGCCCGGGGAAGGCCCGGGCCGACUCGCUCUGGUACCGGUACGUGCGCCGCCGCCGCUGGGUGCUCGUCGCCGCCCAAGAGCGCAAGCAGUUCCACCUCGGCCGUCAAGAAUCGAGUACGACGGACCGCGACUUGCGCUCGAUCUUUCGCCAGCCCUCGGCGCGCGUCAUGUCCUUCUCGGAAGACGACAUGCUCGGGCACACGCCGCAGCUCCGCGAACUGAUGCAGCACGUGCCCCCCGAGGUCCACGAGCUCAAGAAGGUCCAGGGCCAGAUCGUCGAGUUCCCGCUCCUCUUCCUCUGCGAGUGCGAUUUGCGCCCGAUGAUUUUGCCCAAGAACCUCUUCAUCUAAGUUGACGAUGGGAGCGCCGACCAGUCUGGCAGCGUGCAUAAUGACAUGUGUAAUGUG
Saprolegnia parasitica CBS 223.65 is the source of this 3453-nucleotide messenger RNA. RefSeq lists its product as hypothetical. Lineage: Eukaryota; Oomycota; Saprolegniomycetes; Saprolegniales; Saprolegniaceae. Gene Ontology annotation, biological process: phosphatidic acid biosynthetic process; intracellular signal transduction. The transcript has 11 exons. The record is from RefSeq and is a predicted model, not a curated record. The coding region runs from base 37 to 3396 and encodes 1119 amino acids. Gene Ontology annotation, molecular function: D-type glycerophospholipase activity; phosphatidylinositol binding.